Messenger RNA from Drosophila subpulchrella, 433 nucleotides. RefSeq lists its product as uncharacterized. The transcript has 2 exons. The record is from RefSeq and is a predicted model, not a curated record. Lineage: Eukaryota; Metazoa; Arthropoda; Insecta; Diptera; Drosophilidae. Bases 1 to 288 code for a protein of 95 amino acids.
AUGAAGCUUAACGUAGCCAUCAUAAUUGCUAUCCGGAUACUUUUGGGGAUGGUCAUUGCCUUACCCACUCUUCAGAUCGAUCCCAGACACAUUCCCUACGGAAUGGAAGAAUUUCGACCAUUUCUUGUCAGAAAUUCCACCGACGUGCUGCCUUUGUCAAAAAAUCUCACGCAAAUUCAACGACUUCGAUGGGCCGAUAAAUGUGUGCAGUUUAGGAAUAAGUGCUCAUUGGCAGAGCAUUGUUGCAGUCUAAAAUGCUUGAAACGAAUUUAUCGCUGCAUUACGUAGAUUAAAACAAGUAGAUGUAACUAAUAAGUACUUAAUAAUUUAAAAAAUUUACUUAUUUUAUUAGAAAUAUUAAAUAUAUAUUUUUUAAAUACAUGAGGUUGCCAAUGAAAAGUUCUGGAUUGGAAAUCAUUUAUCAAAAAGUGUG